UAUCAAUUGUGUGGGAAUUACAAGAUGUUUUAAUAAAAAUUAAGUUUGAUCCUUGAAUCUAUAAUUAAAGAAACACCUACUGAUUUUUUCCGAAUAAGUCUGUCGACCGAUGAGUAUCACCUGUUACUAAAUAUUCUUAUACUAUUCUAUAAUUAUAUAUCUUGACGGUAUCCUUAAAAAAAAUCAAAAAAAUCUGAAUAACUUCUCACUAAUAAAAUCUGUCAUUUAAUAUUUUAUUAUACUGACCCACUGAGUAUAAAAAAACGUUUUUGCCUUUUUUCGAUACCCACUCACCGGAAAUAUUAUUUAUCGUUGAAAACUUAAGACUUAGAUGACCUGCUUUUUCUUCGGACCGAUUCUAAGAAGGCGAAAAAAUAAAUUAUGGUCAAGACAUCGAAAUAAGAAUCAGAGGAGCACAAAGAUAAAUUAAUUUAAAUAAAAUAUGUAUUGCAAAAGUAUGUAUUUAAAAUAUAAAUAAAUAUAUAUACAUGUACAUAUAUAUUUAUUAGUGAAUUAUAAAAAUCUCGAUGUGAAAUAUAAAAUGUUGAGUCUUGUAGAACGUAAAACAAGUGGGUUGUCAUGGCCAGCGGCAACUCAUCCCAAUUAUUUGAACAUAAAUAAUAAUAAUAAUAAUAGUAAUAACGACAAAGAAGAACUUGUGAAGACGGUAAAGUCCAAGUUAGAGCCUUGCGGUGAUAAUAUGAUAUUAAGAAGAUCGUCGUCAUCGGGACAAGAAACAGCGACAAAGAAUAAACCAGUAAGACAUCGAUCCUCUUAUUGGCAACGUAACAGCAAAGGUUUACUUUGUGCACUUGGUCAAUUUGGUUGUGGUAAUUCACACUACAGUCCAGAUACUAUUGGAACGUGGAAGUAUCAUCGUAUUACACGCCCUAGCCAUGAGGGAAUGAGCGCUGGAGGUGAUGGAGCUGGAGGUAUCCAGAGUGGAAGUGGUGGUAGAAGUACGCCACCACAUGGCUCACCAACACCAAUGGAUAAAGCCACCUUGAAAGUUCAUUUACCAAAUGGUGGUUUUAAUGUCGUUAAGUUUGGAGAUGCAAUUGACGUAAAAGGAAUAAUAUCGUUAGUAACAAGUCGUUUAGCCGUUGGUAAUAGACAUUACAAAAGUUUAUACGCAAUGAGACUUCAUCAUCCUGGGUCUGGUGAGAGUUAUUGGUUGCACCAAGACACUACAAUGUAUCAAGUUCAAGAGAAAUAUGAGCGUAAACAUCCACAUUCCGAGUGGAGGUAUGAACUACGAGUGCGUUAUUUACCACAAAAUUUAAAUGAUUUAUAUGAAAAAGAUAAAGUUACAUUCUAUUACUACUACGAUCAGGUGAGAAACGAUUAUCUUAAUGCGAAUCAUUCGACAUUAGAUCAAGAUGUUGCCGUCCAGCUCUGUUGCCUAGAGAUACGUUAUUUCUUCAAAGAUAUGCCGCAAGUAGCACUUGACAAGAAGAGUAACCUGGAGUACCUGGAGAGAGAGGUCGGAUUGCAUAAAUUCCUUCCACGCUCUGUGUUAAACGGUGUGAAACCAAAAACAUUGCGAAAGCUCAUUCAGCAACACUUUAAGAAGGUCGCUGCUCUCACUGAGCUCGAGUGCAUGUUCAAAUUCUUUGAUCUUCUACGUUCACACUACAGAUUUGAUCAGGAGAGAUUCAUUUGUGCAUUGGGGUCAAGCUGGUCGAUACCCGUUGAACUAGUUAUCGGUCCGGAUCUCGGGAUUUCUUAUAUGGCACAUCGAGGCGGAACAGUGCCAACGAGAAUGGCUGAGUUUUCUCAAAUCCAAUCGAUCCAGACGCUGGUAUCAGAUUGCAAAGAGCAUGCUAAGGCUUGUAUAAAACUACGUGUCGCUGGUGCAUCCGAAACGCUGAGUAUAACAUGUUCGAGUUUAGAUCAAGCGGAAAGUCUCGCGGAUUUGAUUGACGGUUAUUGUCGCGUUGCUACGGGAUCCAAUACCUCGCUGUGGAAUAGAAAAGCUGCUUCUUGGAAAAAUUAUCCUUGCCCCUGCAAAGAUGCUCAUCCGCCAAAGUACCGACAAGAAGGUAAUGGAAGUCCUGAAAAAAACGCUGGUAAAACUGGUACUAUUUUAUCUGAAGAUUACGCUGAAAUUGUUGAUGAAGAGGGCGAUUAUUCAACACCUGCUGCUCGUGACUAUGAAAUCGUGAGGAAUCAAGUGGAACUCGGUGAAAUAAUAGGUGAAGGGCAGUUCGGUAACGUUCAUAAAGGUUCAUACAAAGGUAGAGAUGGUCACACGGUCGCAGUUGCUGUUAAAACCUGCAAAGUUGAUGCCGAUCUUGCUACAGCGGAAAAGUUUUUAGAGGAAGCUUAUAUAAUGCAGCAGUUCGAGCAUCCGUAUAUUAUAAGGCUGAUCGGUGUGUGCUCUGAGGCGCCAAUUUGGCUGGUAAUGGAGUUGGCGAGGUUGGGUGAAAUGCGCGCAUACUUACAAAAUAACAAACACCGGCUCGAUCUCGCGACACUUUUACUCUACACCUUUCAAUUGAGCACAGCGCUUUCCUAUCUCGAGAGUAAAAAAUUCGUUCACCGAGAUAUCGCUGCGCGUAAUGUUCUCGUAUCCUCGCAUUCCUGCGUUAAACUUGCGGAUUUCGGACUCAGUAGGUGGGUCGAAGACCAGAGUUACUACAUCGCUAGCAAAUGUAAAUUGCCGAUUAAAUGGAUGGCACCUGAGAGUAUUAAUUUCCGACGAUUUACAACAUCAUCGGACGUAUGGAUGUUUGGCGUUUGCAUGUGGGAAAUAUUGAUGUUAGGAGUAAAACCAUUCCAAGGAGUUAAAAAUAAUGAAGUGAUUCGUAAACUCGAGAAUGGAGAACGUCUAGCACUUCCUGAUCGGUGUCCUCCGCGUUUGUAUUCACUGAUGUCACAAUGCUGGAGCUACGAGCCGAGUAAACGCCCGACAUUCAAGGACAUCAGAGAGAAUUUACAUGAAAUUUUAUUGGAAGAACGACAUCAGCAGCAGGAAACGAUGAAACGUGAAAACCGUCGAGUGCAAGCAAUGUCAUGGGGAGCAGACGAAGUGCCGCCACCGAAGCCGUCUCGUCAGCCGCAAUCCUCGGAGCAAGUGCAGCCGUCAACUGUAGCGCCAGUGUCGACGUACAUCGUAGCCCAGAGUCCAGAAGUCCUGGCCCAGCUGCUGAAGGACAACCAAGCUCGGGGGGUAUGUCCCUCUGUGUACACGACGCCUGCCUCUGCCUUCAAUACGCUUGCGGUUCAAUUUCAAGACGAUCAGCAAGUUCUCACUACCGCUACUGUCACAGACUUGCCUUUCUUCGAUCCUCCGAACCCCCUUUCCUCCGACUCAACCCUAAGUAACAUUUGUUACAAUGAAUGCCCCUCUACUACGUCUAUCACAACUACUCACAAUGACUCAUCUAAUCAUUCUGAUGCUAAUUUAGAUUCUCUAGACUCUACUGAUACAAUGUCAUCUAUGAUAUCUAAUCUAAGUAUAACAGACCCAAUACAAACACAAUCACCCGCUGUUAAUCGCAAACAAUCACUAGUACAAGUACAACCUCAACAACAACCACCACCACAACAAGUCCAAGCACAACAACAACAACAACAACAACAAGCGCAACGUAAGAUUAAAGAGAUGCAAAACUUAUACGCGGUUAGUUCAAAAGUGGUUGGUGGUAACGUCAUGUCCGGUGAUUUGUACUCGCCGGUACAAAAAUUUAAUGUUUCCGCGGCAAUACCAGUGCCCGCAGUGACCACCGUCGGUGAAAUUUACGGGCCCGUGACAAAUUUCACUCAGAGCUCCGCGAUUAUCGGUAAUUUUAGCCAAACUUCGAGUAUCAGUAGUAGUUACAGUGACAAUAAUACUGAUUUACUGAACAAUUCAGGGCCCAAUAGUUUGUCAAGUGUGUCAAGUCACCACCAAGUAUCGCCUAGUAUGAUGUCCUCGUCGAUAUCGCAGCAUGUUGCACAAAACUCAUCUGUUUUUACUGGACAAUUUGUCAAGUGUUCUUCCGCAGCUGCUGCAUUAUCGUCCCAGAAUGCUGUUGCGGUUUCUAUGGCGAUGCAAGGUGGCGGUCAGAACUCACCUGCAAUGUCCUCCUUUAUUAUUAAUAAUAAUAAAAAUAACGUUAUUGCUAGUGGUAGUAGUGUUGGUGUUGGUGUUGGUGUUGGUGGUGGUAGUGUUGGUGGAGGAACUAUUGUUAACUCGUCUUUGCCGGUCGUUUCUGGCGGUACCGAAUGUCUUUAUGGUCCUGUUUUAAAAUUUCGCGCACAAACUGCGCACAGCCAAAGCUGCGUCGAGCCCAAGUCUGCAACAUCUGCCGGCGCGGUCGCUGCUUUACCGUAUGCACAAAAUCCUUGCGCGCGUGUUUACAGUCCGACACCUGUGCAAAAUUAUCAACAGCAGCCGCAGCAGCAAUUGCAUCACCAUGUCCCAGUUCCGAGUUAUCAGCAGCAACAUCAGCAGCACCAGCCGCAGCAGUUCACUGUUAAUUAUGGGCAAACCAAUCAACUUCAAGGGGUUCAUGAUAUUUCUAGAGCACAGUAUGUUGGAAACAUGCAUCCUAAUGUUAAUCAACAGCAGCCUGGUAUUAUUAAUUCAACCCAAUAUUCAGUACACGGUCAAAUAAAUGGUGUCGCUCCUACUUACACUGUCCAUGCGACACCUGCUAUGGCCGGUGGACAACAACCGCAGCAGCAUUUGCCUCAACAAGUAUUCGAUCAGCAAAUGAUCAUCCAGAAUUCAAAUUACGGGCAGCCUAUUGUACAAAACCCAGCUAAUCAGCAGCAGUACUCAGCUAUCGUUCAUUCAUCUCACCCGCAGUUCGCAGUAUCAAUGCAACCAAUUAAUCAACCGCAGUACUCAUCAUCACCCAUAAAACAUGUGUCGUCUAUUUCCAACACUGGGACAGAUUACAAUCACCAGCAAAGUAGUGGCUGCUGUUCAGCAACCCCAGGGCAAAACUCACCACAGACAGUAAUAAAUAAUACCGGAGCAAUGUCCCGAUCAAAUGCUGGCCCUCAACUGGCAACUGGGCUCGCCAAAAUAACAACAUUCGUUAAUUCAAAUCAAGAAGAACAGCUAGUGAGCUCAGUUGAUGGCACACUGUCCAGUUCAUUUAUUUCCUCAGCUGUGAGCGACAGCGUCAUGUCAUCCAGCGGGUCAUUACUGGAAGACGCGCAGCAAGAUCAGUUUCAGAGAAACGCUCAGUCGCAAUUGUUCGAAAGUAUGACGGAUAAUGUUCACAACAGUAUUGAUGAGGAGCAAAAAUUGUUGGAGCAACGGCUGUUCGAACAGCAGAGACAGUCGGAAGAGGACAGCCGAUGGCUUGCGAGAGAGGAAAAGCGUUUGUCUAUCGCUACAAGUGGUGAUGAAAGCGCUAGCCCACCAGUCCCACGUUCAAUGACUCAAUCUCCUAGUCAUGAGACUCAUAGUGCUAAUACAAGUUCAUUUGGUUCUGAUAAAAGUAGUGAUAAAGUUAUUAUUGUUAAGAAAAUGGAACCAACUCCAACUGCCGACUUGGACAGAUCAAAUGACAAAGUUUACGACUGUACGACGAACGUCGUACGUGCGGUGAUGUCAUUGUCGCAAGGAGUUCAGCAAAGUAAAGCCGAUCAGUAUUUAGAGUUAGUGAGAAGAGUCGGAGUUGAAUUACGAGCGCUGCUUUCAUCAGUAGACGCUCUUGUUGAUGUAUUACCUGCUACAGCACACCGUCAAGUUGAAAUGGCUCACAAAGUUUUAAGCAAAGACAUGGCCGAUCUUGUCACUGCUAUGAAAUUGGCCCAGAAUUACAGUUCGACAACUUUGGAUGCUGAGUAUCGAAAGGGUAUGCUAUCAGCGGCUCAUAUAUUAGCGAUGGAUGCGAAAAAUUUACUGGACGUGAUUGACUCGAUCCGUAUACGUUAUCCGUACGUGGAUAAUCAAAUAUGUGAGCGACAGCACGAGCCUAUAAGUAAUUCGCGUCAAUCAACGCCGGAACAUCAGCAUCUGAAUAAUCAGCAUCAGAAUCGUAUAAUUCGUUCAAGUCAGUCAGGUGAACAGUUACUACUGAGACGCAGUCAAUCAACAGAAAGAUCUGACACGACAUCAUUCCGUCAGAGUCAAAGUGGUGAUGUGUUACACAGACUUGGACAAUCGGUAGACCGUUCACUGCCUGGUACACCAUCAGCAGCAGCUAAUGACAUUACCGCUAACCCGAUGUCAAGUCUUGAAAGACGGCAUCGCAUGGUGACAAAUAGUCUAGAGAGAAAUUCAACAGCCACAAGAAAACAAAUUACGACAAAUAGUUUAGAGCGUAAACGACCUUCAAUACCGACAAUGUCAACCUCCAUGUGUACUACUUCCUCCUCGACCCACAAUUCCGUAAGUUUACCACCAAUUCCUGUUCCAGUUUCUUGCAAUGUCGUUCAAACAACGGCACCUAUUAUUCAUCCGAAUCAAAUGCUCACCAUGGACAUUAGUCAAUCUCCCAAAUUUACUAACAACAGCAAUGAUUUGGCUGAGACACAGGCCAACGACAGCUAACAAUUGAAUAAUUUUAUACUGCAUGAGACACUUGAUAAUUUUGUCUAAUUAAGUCAUUCGUUUUAUCAUAGCCCGUGAUAAACAGUAUCAUUUAUUUAAUAUACAUAUAUCAUAUAUUUAGGCCUUAGGAUAUAUAAAUAUAUAUUAUUCAUUAAUUCCAUAAAUGAAUAAAUUCAAUUACUUCGUAUUUAGCGACUGUAAAUAAUUAGUAACUAUUUAAGUGAUCGAUUGCUAUCGUAUGUUUUGCGAAAUUAGGUUUUUUUUUCUAAGAGUGAGCCAUUGAUGCUUAUUAAUCUAUCAUUGUAAAAUUUUUGUCAGUGUACUUACACAUUGGACAGUAUUUAAUAGCUGUAGCGUAAAUUUAUCAAUUGAAUUUAAAUAAAAAGGUCAACAAAAUGUA
Messenger RNA from Microplitis mediator, 6896 nucleotides. RefSeq names its product focal adhesion kinase 1 (gene Fak). Gene Ontology annotation, molecular function: ATP binding; protein tyrosine kinase activity. NCBI's taxonomy places the organism in Eukaryota, Metazoa, Arthropoda, Insecta, Hymenoptera, Braconidae. The coding region runs from base 542 to 6496 and encodes 1984 amino acids. Gene Ontology annotation, biological process: signal complex assembly; protein phosphorylation. The record is from RefSeq and is a predicted model, not a curated record. Gene Ontology annotation, cellular component: focal adhesion; cytoskeleton. The transcript is spliced from 19 exons.